Messenger RNA from Chironomus riparius, 2495 nucleotides. Lineage: Eukaryota; Metazoa; Arthropoda; Insecta; Diptera; Chironomidae. The record is from the annotation of a GenBank genome assembly.
ACAAAACAAAGAUUAUUCUUUAAAAAUUUAGAAUAAAGGAACAAUAAUAAUGGAAGAACCGAUAAAGACGCAAUCGUUGCGUUAUGUGUCACUCGAUGGACAUGCAAACUCCUUUGCGCUUAAUAAAGAGAACAAUUGCAUUGCUGUCGCUGGUCGAUCGCUGCUGAAGGUCUACAUGAUCAAUAAUGACUCAUUCUCGGAACUGCAUAACAUGAGACAUCACAACUUAUCUUACAGUUCCAACGCAAUUGCAUGGUCUCAUCUGAAUACUAAUAUUUUAGCAACAGCAGCAACCAACGGCUGUAUAGCCAUCUGGGAUCUUCAAAAAUUUGGUCGGCAAAAGCAACUGACUGUCUAUGAAGACCACGAACGCACAACACAUGCUGUGACCUUCCAUCAACAAGAUCCAAAUUUUUUACUCUCAGCCUCACAAGACUCGACAUUAAAGCUGUUUGAUCUACGCGAGAAACCAAACUGUGUCUCAACAUUUCAAAGCACUGAGUCGGUUAGGGAUGUAAAGUUCAAUCCAUACAAUUUCAACUCAUUUGCAUCGGUUAGUGAGAAUGGAUGUGUUCAUCUUUGGGAUGUGAGGAGACCUGAGAAGUUUGUGCAGUCAUUUACAGCACAUUCUGGACCGAUUUAUUGUCUUGAUUGGCACCCAACUCAGCAAUGGCUAGCAACAGGCAGUCGUGACAAGCUCAUCAAAAUCUGGAAUAUGUCUAACACCAAACCAACCCUCGAGCACACAAUCUACACAAUAGCAGUCGUCGGUCGAGUCCGAUGGCGACCAGACAGAAAAUUUCACAUAGCUAGUUGUUCCUUAGUCGUUGACUAUUCAAUUUACAUUUGGGAUGUUCGUCGUCCUUUUAUUCCAUAUGCCAGCUUUAAUGAGCACACAAAUGUUACCACAGAUAUUGCCUUUAAGGGAGCACCAGACACUCUCAUUUCAACCUCAAAAGACUCGACAAUUUAUAAACACAUAACGAAAGAUGCUCAGCAUCCAGCAUUAGCUGCCAAUCCACAAAGUGCUGCAAUUAAUCCGAAAGGUGAAAUUUUAUUCGUGAGCAAAUCGAAAGUCAAGACGCAGCCGGUUCUGACGUCAUCCUCGUCUAGUUUGAAGCUUUCAAUUUUAUCAUCAGCUAAGAAGUUAUCACAAGAUACAGUCGAUGCUGCAGUGCCUGAAUCAACUCAUGAACAAUUCCAUUUGGCUAAAUCAUCGCUGCAUUACUUCACAGACCAAUGUGAACAACCAUUAAGUGCUAUUAGUGAUGUGGCACUUACCAAAACCCUCCAUAAAGAUUAUAUAUUUUUUGUUAAAUGCGCCAAAGAAUACAAAUUAAAGCCUGAAGGUCAACUUGAUUUUUUGGAUAUGCUUGAGCAUAAUUCUCUUGUCGCCCGAAAGUACGGACGUCCAAAUGUUGCGAUGUUGUGGAACUUAGUCAAAAUGAUUUACAAAUCGACGCCGCAGAAGAAGCAAGCUGUUAAUAAUUUACUGACACAGACAUCAAAUCAGUCGAGCUCAGAACAAAGUGCAAUCACAAGAGGUGGAUCAUUUGGAACAGCUGGAUUAGCCAUACUAAAUGGAAGUAAUGGAAAUGUCACAGCUAAUCAUGUCGGAUCUGGAGAGAACAUUUCAUCAAAUGACGAGAUCCUAAAUGAUUCAAAUGAGAUUGGAUUAAUUACGGUACCAAAGGUUCCAGUUCCUGACAUUGAGGUUGAGAUAUUUGAUGAUGGCAUGGCUCAAAAUGAAUUGGACUGUAGGAAUUUAAGGAAUGGAUUUUUGUAUACUGGACCUCAUGAUAAUUUUGUUAAGGACUUUCCAAUGUGUUCAUCAUCGUUGAUUAAUCAUGAGCUGAUGCACUCACAUUAUAGGAAUCACCGAAGUGAGAUGGAGAGAGAGGUAAUUGAGACAUCGCCGCCUCCUGAACAGAGCUUCUUGCAGGUAUCCGACACAAUCCUCAUCCAGCACUGGCAGCCAUACCAAGUCUUAGCCGAUAAUCUCAUUACUCAGUCAGAAAGUGGUGACGUACAAACACCAACUUGCAUUCUCAUAUGCCUUGGAAAGAAUCGAGAAGAUCUUCCAAUUGAUAGAUUCACACAAGAGAACUUCCUGCAAGCUUACAUCGACAUGCUGCACAGACAUCAAAUGUGGAAUGAAGCUACAAAUGUCAUUAACAUGUCAUGGAUACCAAACAUAGCUGAAAUGAAUGAACAAUCAACAAAUAUAAAUACAGCAUGUGGAGAGUGUGGACGAGCAAUAUCAAGUGGAUUUUAUUGUAAGAAUUGUAAGUCAGCAGAUCCAUCAAGAUGUGUUGUCUGUAAUGAGAUUGUAAGAGGAAUGUUUACGUUCUGUAAUCACUGCUGUCAUGGUGGACAUAUGCAUCAUAUGAUGGAAUGGUUCAUGCAAAAUCCUAGAUGUCCAAAGUGCAAUCACUUAUGUGAAUAUGAUUAGGAAGUAAGGAUAUAUAUAUGAGGAUGAAGAUUUUAUAGGAAAU